Molecule: messenger RNA, 668 nt
Organism: Ilex paraguariensis (yerba mate)
Lineage: Eukaryota; Viridiplantae; Streptophyta; Magnoliopsida; Aquifoliales; Aquifoliaceae
Source: the annotation of a GenBank genome assembly
CCCACCCCACCCCACCCCACCCCAAUUAAAUACCGAAGAAGCGCCAGCUAGGCAGCUAACAUCCUGGUCUCCAGGGUAUUUCAGUCUUUCCCUAUAGCACAGAACAUCAACACUCCAUAAAUUCUUCCUGGUGGGACAAUUUGAAGACGGCACGAACGAUCGAGAGAGUUGAACACGUAGGUUACGUUCCCAAGUUUGGUUUGGUGGAACGAGAAUCGCAUGCUGUUUCAGCUUUUUUCACAAUCCAUCUUUCAUUCAUCAAUCAAACAUGGAAAAUGAGAAUAGAGAGAGAAAUGCUUACAGUGCAGAAGAUGAUCAGCCGGAGGAAGAGAAGAUGGAGAAGUUCUUUGCCUUGAUCACAAAAUUUCACGACGCUCGCAAUCAAUUGCUCAUCAGUAAAAUGGAGAAGAAGGAGAACAAGAGGAGGAAGACGAAGUCAGAUGAGCCGCAGCAAUCAAGUUGGGUUCCUACCUUCAAACUCGAAGAUUUUGCGGAAGAGAUCGAUUUUAAAAGGCUUCCUGUGAUUUUCCCUGAUCCUUGUAACAAGAAAGAAGACGAGGAAGAUCAAGAAGGUCGCUUAGACCUCAAACUUACUCUCUAGAGCGUAGAGUUGGUUCUUGUUUUUAGCCUCUCUUUUGGUUUCGUUUUUUUUUUUUGUUUUUUUUUUU